Molecule: messenger RNA, 687 nt
Organism: Helianthus annuus (common sunflower)
Lineage: Eukaryota; Viridiplantae; Streptophyta; Magnoliopsida; Asterales; Asteraceae
Product: protein translation factor SUI1 homolog 1
Exons: 6
Biological process (GO): translational initiation
Molecular function (GO): RNA binding; translation initiation factor activity
Source: RefSeq, a predicted model, not a curated record
UCGGUAUCCAUGCCAUUCUCGAAAAAAUUGGUUUUGAAAAUGAUGUAUCUUUGUAUUCUUCGUGUAUACGAUCCAGCAUGCUUCUGUUUUGAACGGAUCUAAUAAUCCUCAUCAGAUGUUUAUGAUCGGAGCAACAUAUUUUUCAAGAAAAUCUCUGGUCACCGUUUCACUUUACCAGCUUAUUUACAUGUCUGAACUUGACCUCCAGAUUCCUUCUACUUAUGUCCCAUUUGCUGAAAGUAAUGCUGAGGAUUCUGCUGCCGGGUCAAAAGACUACGUUCAUAUUCGCAUCCAGCAACGAAAUGGUAGGAAAAGCUUGACAUACGAGCACACCACUGUGCAGGGUUUAUAGAAAGAAUUUAGUUAUAAUAAGAUUUUGAAGGACCUCAAGAAGGAGUUCUGCUGCAAUGGCACUGUUGUUCAGGAAACUGAACUAGGCCAGGUCAUCCAGCUUCAAGGUGAUCAGAGAAAGAACGUCUCUACCUUUCUUACCCAGGCUGGCAUAGCGAAGAAGGAUCAUAUCAAGAUUCAUGGUUUCUAAUCUAAGCACACAAUGUAUGCAAGUUUAGUGGUUAUACGUUUGUUUGUGAUAACUUCUGUUUGAUACCUUUAUUAGUUCUAGUACCAAUGGCAGGAUUAUGAAAAUGUGUUUUCUUAUCGGUAAAAAAAAUAUCUUUAUUUGUAGCA